This is a messenger RNA of Fonticula alba, 1357 nucleotides long. RefSeq lists its product as hypothetical. Gene Ontology annotation, molecular function: protein binding. Gene Ontology annotation, biological process: melanocyte differentiation. NCBI's taxonomy places the organism in Eukaryota, Rotosphaerida, Fonticulaceae. The record is from RefSeq and is a predicted model, not a curated record. The coding region runs from base 199 to 1173 and encodes 324 amino acids. The transcript is spliced from 5 exons.
CCCCCCCCCCCCCCUGCGCCUUUGCUGCUUGUUCUCCCUUCGCUCUCUGCCACCUGGCCUUCUUUCUCCGCUCCCCCUCUCUCCUGCCAGCGGACUUCUCGCUCUCGUCUCCCUCCCGCGCCCUCUUGCUUCCUUCCCAUCUCUUUCCGUCUGGUCUUCGCGUAGUUUAUCACCCCCCCACCCCUCGCAAACACGAUCAUGGCUACCACUUUCUCCCCACCCGUUGGCCAGCAUGAGGACCACCCGAUGCCACCGCUGGCCGUGACCGACGGUGGGACCAGCCUGUCGUGCGCUGGGCGCGACUGGAGCACCCUCCCGGAAGAUCUGGAGGCGCAGGUCGGUGUCCCCUUGGCGUCGAUUCGCAACCUGGACCUUAGCUUCAACAAUCUGUCCUCGCUCGACGAGGUCUUCGCCCUGUUCCCCAACCUCGAGACGUUGAUCGCCGACAACAACCAAAUUGAGAUUCUCACGGAUGCGGCCCAGGUGGUGGUUCCCGAGAAGGCCUCCACCACGCCGGAGGCGGACACCGCGUCGAUUAGCUCGAUCGAGUCGUCGGACGCCCAGGCUCCGGUGGCAGAUAGUCCCCCUGCUGAGACCGCUGGGCGUCUGGCUCCCCUGGCGUCGCUCAAGGUCCUGUCCUUGAACAACAACAACCUGGCCGGGCUGGAGGCACUGCUGGAUGCUCUGGCUUUCCUGACCCCCAAUCUGAACAUGCUGAGCCUGGCCCGGAACCCGGUCUGUCCGGAUGGCCUCUUCCGCGAGGGUGCCGGCAGCAGCAAUGAGCGCACCUACCGCCAUUACCGUCUGCGCGUUAUUUUCCGCCUGCCAGGCCUGGCUUUCCUGGAUGCAUCGCGCAUUGCGCCAUCCGAGCGUGAGGUUGCCCAGACAACCGGGCAGUACCUGCGCGUGGCCACGGUCGGGUCGUCCAGCACGGCCCCGAAUACCGCGGCCUCCAGCUCUGGGUCUUUCACCACGAGCUCCAUUUCCAGCUACCCGACGUCCUCUGCGCGUACGACCAGCUCGGGUGGCUCGGCCCCGGGGCGCGAGUAUGCCCCGCUGCCUGAGACCACCGCUCCUACGGGCACCGGCAAGGCGCGCUACGGCGUGUCGCGUUAUGUGUACAAGGGCAACCACAGCGAGGGCAACCGCUUCAUCUGCAACCAGGAUCUUUGAGGACACAUGUAUUCCCAUGCCAGUUUGGGUGUCUUGGAAAUGUGUGAGACCAGGCCAGUGCCCGUAUGUGGGAGACACGAAGAGCAUGCUGUGUGCUCCCCCGCCCCACGCUGCAUUUGCACGCACGUUGACGCCCACGCGCUCGCGCGCAUAGAGCGCUCACUCUCUCCUCCUCCCUUUGUGA